Molecule: messenger RNA, 1804 nt
Organism: Asparagus officinalis (garden asparagus)
Lineage: Eukaryota; Viridiplantae; Streptophyta; Magnoliopsida; Asparagales; Asparagaceae
Product: nucleoside diphosphate kinase III, chloroplastic/mitochondrial
Exons: 15
Coding region: 235-1599 (454 amino acids)
Biological process (GO): CTP biosynthetic process; UTP biosynthetic process; GTP biosynthetic process
Molecular function (GO): nucleoside diphosphate kinase activity
Source: RefSeq, a predicted model, not a curated record
UGUAUGGAACAGUUUAGCGGUUGACCCUCCCUCUUCGAAGAGCUUGAUAGAGAAAAACUUAAAAAAGCUUUUAACUCGGAAAAGAAUCGCAAGAUCUUCGUCAACUCUUCUCAAAAAAGCCCUAAACUAAGGCAAAGGUGGCGUUUACUGGCUUCAAUAGACACUAGUUAAUGCGGAAUUAUAUUCAUAGGGAUUGAUAGACCAAGACCCACACUCUCAAAAGUGUGUCAGCUAAUGGAUGAUGUUUAUGGAAAAGUAGAAGUUUACCCAAACCACUUCCAAGAUACAGAAGCAUCUGUGGAUUGUUUCCCCACAAGGACCAGGACUGAUUAUUCAUCGAGAUCUCGACGUCACUUGCAGGCUGUGUUAAAAGUAAUGGGUGCUGCAUCUAUCUUGAACUUGUUUAGUUUACCACGUCUUCCAUGGACAUCCAACUCUGAUGAAGAUGACAAGGUCGAACUAACACGUGCAGAAGUCGAAGCCCUUCGUUCAGAAAUUAUAGACGGAGAAGAAAGAGAAUCACAUCUAAAGGCCCAGUUGGAACAUCUAGAUGAGAUUUUAAAGUCUGCACAGCUUUCAGGAUAUCUGUACAUUAGAACUAGGUGGACAGAACUUCCUGGAGAACCUCCUAUCUUAGAUGAUGUAGAUGUUGAUGAUUGGCUUCCUCGUUUUGUUGUUCUCAAUGGAUCAUGUAUCUAUUAUUAUCUCAAAUCCACUGAUUUGAGCCCUCAAGAUUCCACACUGUUAUCUGAUGUUGUGGAAAUUGGGUCGCUACCAAGCUUUACACAUGAAGAUGGUACGCAAAGAUAUGCAUUCUACAUCUUGACAUGCCAUGGACUCCGGUUUGAAUGCUCGAGUCUUUCUAUAGUGCAGUCGCUGACAAAGAUGAGCUCUCAGAUCUGCCGAUCCGCUUCCAGGGCCGUGAGGUCUGUGCUCUCGGCUUCCAAGCCCUCGCCUCUCUUCUUCGAAGGACGGGCUGUUGCUGCGGCAACAACUACUGUAUUCAGAGGAAACAUGUCGACAUUAUCUUCAUUCUAUGAGAGAACUGAGGGCAGGAGUGCCUCGCGAGGAUGGAUUGCUGGUGCUAUGGCUGCUCCUGCUGCAGCUUACAUGCUUCAAGACCAGGACGCACAUGCAGCACAGCUGGAACGAACUUUUAUUGCAAUAAAGCCUGAUGGAGUUCAAAGAGGACUUAUUGCUGACAUAGUCUCACGUUUCGAGCGCAAAGGGUUUAAACUUGUUGCCAUCAAAUUGGUAGUUCCUUCCAAAGACUUUGCUCAGAAACACUACCAUGACCUCAAGGAAAGGCCUUUCUUUAAUGGCCUGUGUGACUUUCUGAGCUCUGGUCCUGUGCUCGCUAUGGUUUGGGAAGGAGAAGGUGUUAUAAAAUAUGGUCGAAAACUUAUUGGUGCCACUGAUCCACAAAAAUCUGAGCCUGGAACUAUUCGAGGAGAUCUAGCUGUCGUUGUUGGGAGAAACAUCAUUCACGGUAGUGAUGGGCCGGAAACAGCCCAGGAUGAAAUUGCCUUGUGGUUCGAGCCUAGCGAGUUGGUUUCUUACACUAGCAAUGCCGAGAAAUGGGUCUACGGCGCUAACUAAGCAAUUCAAUGCUAUUUUCCCCUUCAAUCUCGAUCCGUAAAAUUGUCAAUUUAUGCUGGGUACUGUACUCAUGCUAAUAAGUUGUAUUCUUCGGAUGAAUUUUUGUUGCCUUUUUUUGAGGUGAUUCUCUCUGGAAGAGUAUCGUAGCUUGGCUACACGAUAAGCGGCAUCUCAAUUAAUCAUUUUGAUGGUUUCAGUUUUGUUA